This is a messenger RNA of Volvox carteri f. nagariensis, 543 nucleotides long. RefSeq lists its product as uncharacterized. The transcript has 4 exons. Lineage: Eukaryota; Viridiplantae; Chlorophyta; Chlorophyceae; Chlamydomonadales; Volvocaceae. The coding region runs from base 1 to 543 and encodes 180 amino acids. The record is from RefSeq and is a predicted model, not a curated record.
AUGGCGAGCAUCAAAGCCUUUCUGAUUUUCCUGGUCUUAACGAUUGAACUUGGAGUCGUCGUGUGUUGUGCUUUAUGGCCGCUCCGAAACCAUUUGACUGAGCUAGCUCGCGCCAGGGGCUGGUGGCAGCUGGGCAGCUUUGAACUGGGUAACCUGGAUGUGCUGGUGUUGGCGGUCGCUAAGGAGGUGGUGCUGGUGCUGCUGGUGGCUUCCACCCCGUCAAAACAGAACAGAGCUUUUCGCAGGAAGGCGGGAAGGGGGGCAGGGACGGCGAGGGGGGGUGAGGCUAAGGAGGGGCCGGCGCCGGACGCAUCAAACCACAGCACGGUACGGAAAGCUAUCUCAGUUCUGUGCGGCCUGCACGCCGCCUUCCUGUUGGUGAAGGCGGCGGCGGUGGCGGUGACGGCGCCGGAGCAGUUGUGGCCUGACGGGGAGGGGGGUGGUGUCGUACCGCCGCGACCCGACGGACGUACCAACGUGGGCCUUGUGUUUUUGUACGUCAGCAUAGGUACGGCGACCGUACUGUGCCUGAGAUCUGCGUAA